Messenger RNA from Tachyglossus aculeatus (Australian echidna), 1227 nucleotides. RefSeq names its product olfactory receptor 2G3-like. NCBI's taxonomy places the organism in Eukaryota, Metazoa, Chordata, Mammalia, Monotremata, Tachyglossidae. Gene Ontology annotation, cellular component: membrane. The record is from RefSeq and is a predicted model, not a curated record. The transcript is spliced from 5 exons. Bases 1 to 1227 code for a protein of 408 amino acids. Gene Ontology annotation, molecular function: olfactory receptor activity. Gene Ontology annotation, biological process: G protein-coupled receptor signaling pathway.
AUGGCCGCCGCCACGCACGUGGCCACCACCUUCUCCGUCGGCUUCGGCGGGCCCAACGUGAUCCGCCAUUCCUUCUGUGACGCUCCCCAAAUGAUGGAACUCUCGGGAUCCAGUGGGAACCUCCAGGAGAUUGGAGUCACGGUCUUCUCCGCCAUUCCGAAAAUCUCAUGUCUCGUCUCCAUCGUCGUCUGCUGGACCUGCUGGUGUCCGUGUACUACACGGUGUUCCCCCUCCACCCUGAACACCCUCAUCUACAGCUUGAGGAACGGGGAUGUGAGUGCCGCCCUGAGGAGGGUGCUGGGACCCCAUAUAGAGAAGAUCCUCUUCGUGGUUGUCUUGAUCUUCUACCUCCUAACCCUGGUGGGCAACACCGCCUGGAUCUCCGUCGCCAUGUACUUCUUCCUGUCUCACCUCUCCCUCGAGGACCACUGCUUCACCACUGACAUCGUCCCCCCACUUCUAUGGAACCUCCGGGGGCCCCUCCAAGACCAUCAUCGUGUCGCCGCCAUCUGCCUAACCCUUCACUACACCACCGCCAUGCACCCGUGGCUCUGCCAGGUCCUGGUGAGAUUACCCUGGAUGUGUGGGGUGGGGGACACCGCGAUUCAGGCCACCGUCAUCUUCCUCCUGCCCCGCUGUGGACACCAGCUACUUCCCCACUUCACCUGCGAGAUACCCGCCCUGCUCAAGCUGGCUUGUGUGGACGUCCGUGCCAAUGAGAUCCAGCUCUUCGUGGGCACUCUGGUCCUGAAUCUCCUGCCCUUGAGCAUGAUCACGGUCUCUUAUAGGUCCAUCGCCUGGGCCAUGCUGAGGAUCAAGUCGCCCCAGGGUUGGAGGAAGGCCCUGGGUACCUGCGGGUCCUACCUCCUGGUGGUCACUCUCUUCUACAGGUCCAUCAGGGUGGUCUACAUCUGGCCCAACAGCUCCUUCUCUGGGACUUUGGGCAAGUUCCUCACCCUCUUCUACACCGUUGUGGCCCCCACCCUCAACUCACUCAUCUACACCCUGAGGGAACAAGGACGUAAAGGAGGAGGCUGGUCCACACUGCUCUGUACCUCCUGGUCUAACCUGCUGGCCGUGAUGGGUAAUCUCCUCAUCGUCGCCCUCCACCGCCACUCGACCGAGUGCCUCCACUACUCCCAUGUACUUUCUUCCUCAGGCACCUUGUCAGUGGCCAAUCUCUGCUACAUCUCCGUCACUGCUCCCCAAUCCAUUCACAACUCCUGA